Molecule: messenger RNA, 2799 nt
Organism: Mauremys reevesii (Reeves's turtle)
Lineage: Eukaryota; Metazoa; Chordata; Testudines; Geoemydidae
Product: adhesion G protein-coupled receptor E3-like
Exons: 20
Coding region: 54-2594 (846 amino acids)
Biological process (GO): cell surface receptor signaling pathway; adenylate cyclase-activating G protein-coupled receptor signaling pathway
Cellular component (GO): membrane
Molecular function (GO): calcium ion binding; G protein-coupled receptor activity
Source: RefSeq, a predicted model, not a curated record
GCAAAGCUCAAAAUCCUCAGAAUUCGACCUGCCCUGACAGCGUCUGAGCCACCAUGGGAACCCGAGGUGACGUGUAUCCAUUGGGGCUCUGCAUCGCCCUGUGCCUGUGGGGCACCGUGGCCCAGAAUCAUGGCGUACAAGGUACCACUGGGGACUGCAACAGCCAUAUGCUGUGCCCAGCAAACGCCAAGUGUGUGAACAGCACCCACUGCACCUGCCUGGAUGGAUACCAGCCACAUGGGAAUCGCUUCUUCACCGACCCAACGGAGACCUGUGAUGAUAUUAACGAGUGUCUGGGAUCAAGCCAGCUAGACUGCGGACACAACACUCACUGCACCAACGUGCCUGGGAGUUACAACUGCACCUGCAUCGAUGGCUACGAGCCCAGCUCUUGGAAAACCAACUUCAUGAACCCGAGUGAGAACAGCUGCCAGGAUAUUGACGAGUGUCUGGGCCCGAGCCCGGCAGACUGCGGACCCCACGCAAACUGCACCAACGUGCUUGGGAAUUACUCCUGCACCUGCAUCGAUGGCUACGAGCUCAGCUCUGGGAAAGCCAACUUCACACACGCGAGUGAGAACAGCUGCCAGGAUAUUGAUGAGUGUCAGGGCCCGAGCCCGGCAGACUGCGGACCCCACGCAAACUGCACCAACGUGCCCGGGAGUUACUACUGCACCUGCAGCGAUGGCUACGAGCCCAGCUCUGGGAAAGCCAAGUUCACGUACGCGAGUGGGGACACCUGCCAGGACAUCGACGAGUGCAACCAGACCCCAGAUAUCUGCGGCCCCAACGCUGCAUGUAACAACACCAUCGGGAGCUACCGGUGUGAGUGCCGGGCCGGCUACGUCCCCUCCACCAGGAAUAUGAACCUGUGCCAAGUGCCCAGCAUUAACUGCAGCGCUGAGUUCAAGGGAAUCAAAGAGACGUGCAGGAAUUUCUCUCUGCAGGGAAAGUGGAGCAGCAGAAGCAGUAGUUUUUGCUCUUUCUUUAAUUCAACCGUAGAGAUUUUGAUGUCCACGUGCGGAGAUGGGAGUGCGGCGUUAUCACUGGAGAACGUGACUCUCCGUUUCAGUGUCCUCCUGAACAGCACCUCCCUCUGGGACAGUGGAGACAAGUGGGAGGUGGUGUCGGCCGUUACGGUCCUGCUGCAGAGCGUGGAAUGGGCCACGCUGGCCACUGCGCUCCGGUCUCCGGAGAGGACAACACAGAACGUGACGACAGGAUCUCUGGCUAUCCAGACGCGGCUCGUCACAGGGGACUGCAGCCAGCACAGCGAGGUCUUCACACUGAGCGCUCACGAUGAGACGAUGGACGUGCACUGUGCUACAGUCACCGGGGCAGCCACACAAGCAGGUUUGGGGGCUGCUGCUUUUAUUUCCUACUCCACCGUGGACUCCAUCAUCAGUGCGAGACGUCUCAGCGAUGGAAACCUACCGGCUGGGAAGCUGGAGAAGAGUCACCUCAACUCCAGGGUGGUGAGUGGGGCCGUCGGAGACGGGAGACCCAUUAACCUCUCCAGCCCCGCAAACUUCACCCUGCGCCACAGACAGGCCAAAAAAGAGGAGGAAGAGGCUCUCUGCGUCUACUGGAAAGUGGUGGCCGAGAGCGGCAGCUGGUCUCCGGACGGCUGCACCGCCGUGCACACGAACAGCACUCACACCACCUGCAGCUGUGACCAUCUCUCCAGCUUUGCCGUCCUAAUGGCUCCCACCGCAGUGACGGAGAGCUACCCACGGACCAUCAUCACCUACGUGGGACUGACCCUCUCUCUGCUGUGCCUCUUCCUGGCCAUCCUCACCUUCCUCCUGUGCCGCUCCAUCCGCAACGUCAGCACCUCCCUCCACCUGCAGCUCUGCCUCUGCCUCUUCCUGGCCCACCUGCUCUUCCUCACCACGGUGACCCGCCCCGGCAGUCAGGUGGUGUGUGCUGUCAUUGCUGGCCUCCUGCACUACCUCUUCCUGGCCUGCUUCAGCUGGAUGUUCCUGGAGGGGCUGCACCUCUUCCUCACCAUCAGGAACCUGAAGGUCGUGAAUUACACCAGCGCCAGCCGGUUCAAGAAGAGAUUCAUGUACCCGUUCGGCUACGGAUUCCCAGCCCUGGUGGUGGCUAUUUCUGCAGCGGUGAAUCCUGGCGGCUACGGAACUUCCGAACACUGCUGGCUCAGCCUGGACAGAGGCUUUCGUUGGAGCUUCCUGGGUCCAGUCUGUGCCAUAAUCCUGAUAAAUAUAACGUUCUUUGCCCUGACCCUGUGGAUCCUGAGAAACAGACUCUCCUCCCUCAAUGCAGAUGUGUCCACCCUCAGAGACCACAGGUUACUGACCUUUAAAGCCAUCACCCAGCUCUUCAUUCUGGGCUGCACAUGGAGCCUGGGUCUCCUCCAAGUCGGCCCAGCAGCCACGGUCAUGGCGUAUUUAUUCACCAUCGUCAACAGCCUGCAGGGAGCCUUCAUCUUCCUGGUGCACUGUCUCCUCAAUCGCCAGGUGAGAGAGGAAUACAGGAAAUGGAUCAAGGGAUUCCGAAUGUUCAGCACGAAAUCUCAGCCAUCCGAUCUGUCCAUGUCUGCUGUCCCCACCACCAGCACCAAGACGGACUAACCCUUCUGCCAGGCGGAGUCGGCAGCAACCAGGGCCGGGGUCAAUACCUAGGGGUUCCAAUACAAAACUGAACCAGCUGGAGCCCCCCGUGACGUUGUGCUCCAUGUGCUUUAUGGAAAUAUGCUCAUGAAUAUGACAUAACUGGAAUAUGCUUUACGCUAAAUACCGCUUGGAUGGUGUUUUUAGAAAGCUUGUAAUCUGCAAA